This is a messenger RNA of Meloidogyne enterolobii, 351 nucleotides long. The record is from the annotation of a GenBank genome assembly. NCBI's taxonomy places the organism in Eukaryota, Metazoa, Nematoda, Chromadorea, Rhabditida, Meloidogynidae.
AUGGAGUCAACUUAUGCCCAUUCUACCACUACGAUUACUGCUACACGUUUAGGUGCCAAUUUGCGAAAUAUGUUCAUCAAUGUUAUUAAUCAUCGCGAGACCAACUUUAUAAUCACUUCAUUUAUCAUUUUUGCGGCUCUAUAUGCUUCCUUGACAGCAAUAUUUGAGAGAUCUUUACUUCAUCCUUUAACAAUUACUCGACAAAAACAACAAAUAGUUUACCACCCUCAAUUGGCAUUAACUCCUCAAGUAAGCAACCACACUUUGGAAGAGAAAACUCAUUUUGAAACCUUUCCAUUUUCUUCGCCUUUUAGGCAAUGUCGUCGACCUAACUCGUAUUUUUCUUUUUAA